Messenger RNA from Daphnia carinata, 1135 nucleotides. Its product is annotated as putative cyclin-dependent serine/threonine-protein kinase DDB_G0272797/DDB_G0274007. Lineage: Eukaryota; Metazoa; Arthropoda; Branchiopoda; Diplostraca; Daphniidae. The transcript has 4 exons. The record is from RefSeq and is a predicted model, not a curated record. Bases 156 to 914 code for a protein of 252 amino acids. Gene Ontology annotation, molecular function: calcium ion binding.
CGUAAGCAGUGGUCUCCCUGCUACACGUCACUCUUAAAUUUGACGUUUCAAAAAGAAAUUUAGUACUGCAUUCUGCACACCUGUACCUGGGAAAACGUCCCAAACCUGUUGCACAUUUUACCUCCUGCUCAAAUUAGUGAUAGAGGUGUACCAAAAUGUAUAGGUGCCGGGUUGCCGUGAUUUUACUGGCCUUCUCAGUGCACCUGAUCAAUGGACAACAGCAUCCGCCAGGAGUCAAUCCCCAGGUAUAUCAACAGCCAGGUGGACAGCAAAUGUCUCAGCAACAAGCUCAGCAAAUGGCCCUCCAACAGCAACAGCAGCAAUAUCAACAACAACAACUACAACAACAGCAGUUAGCAAUGCAACAGCAGCAACAACUUGCUAUGCAGCAGCAACAACAGCAACAACAGCAACAGCAACAGCAAGUGGGUGGACAGCCAAUUGGUAUGCAACAUCAGCAACCACCAGUUGCCCAUCACCAAGUAUCUGCUGCCCAGGGCCAUCCACCACCUCCACCAGCAGCUCAUGCUCAUCCUCAGCAAGGACAACAAGUUUUCAACGCCCAACACAUGGCAAACGAGAGAGACCACAUUGGUGAACAUGUUGGAAUGCCUGUAGACACCAGUAGAAUGUCAGAGCAAGAAUUGCAGUUCCACUACUUCAAGAUGCAUGAUGCUGACAACAACAACAAGUUAGAUGGUUGUGAGCUGGUCAAAUCUCUUAUUCACUGGCAUGACCAAGCAAAUCAUGAUCCUAAAGCCGGCACGCCAUUACCUGACCCCAAAAUUUUUACCGAUGCCGAGCUUUUAGCAAUGAUUGAUCCAAUUUUGGAUCAGGACGACAAGAAUAAGGAUGGCUUUAUUGAUUACCCAGAAUUUAUUCAAGCUCAGCAAGCCACGGGUUCUGUACAGUGAUGAGCUUUUCGUGGAAUUUCCGAUUCUCGUUCCCUCAUGUGUACCUCUUAAUGUCUUAACGUGACGAAAAUGUUUGACAGGUAGACUAUUUUUAAAAUAUUUGACGUGUUAAUGAUGAAAAGAUCUGGACUGUGUAUUUUUAGAUCGUAUAAGAUGUGUGCAGGUGCUGGUGAUUUUAUUGAAAGAGCAUAAUUGAAAUAGACUAACGACGAUGUGUUUUA